GCUCUGUCUGCUGCAAAAAACUAAAGAAAAUUUUCCCAUCGGGUCAAAUCCUCAACCAACACUCACUGGGUACAUUCUUUUGAAGUGCUUUAACCCACAACUACGGCUUCAAAGUGGCAAUCGUCGAGCGCUAAGGAGGCAACCGAACGCACACCGCUCAUGGACGGCCAUGUCAAUGCCUCGUCCUCGUCAAGGAGUGGCGCUGGCGCUGAUGGUAGUGGCCUGAGCGGCGCAGCAGAGCGUUUGGAGCGUCCUCCAAAGCGAACACAACAAAGGGGCAAUUAUGGCUCCAAUAAUCAGGAUCAAACAGAUGCGGCUGUACUUGCCGUCCCCAGUGUGGCGGUAAGGGGCUCUUCGGCUUCUCGACCAUCAAGAUUAAGUGGCGGCGGCGGCGGUGGCGGUGGCGCCGGACCUCCCCCAAAUGAAACAGAAGAGGAUCAGGGCUUGAAAUACGGCGCCCAGCAUGUCAUCAAACUGUUUGUGCCCGUCUCCUUGUGCAUGCUGUUGGUGGUGGCCACAAUCAACUCGAUCAGCUUCUACUCCAGCACUGAUGUCUAUCUUCUGUACACUCCGUUCCAUGAGCUCUCGCCGGAGCCCAGUGUCAAAUUCUGGAAUGCUCUGGCCAAUUCAUUGAUUCUGAUGAGCGUGGUGGUUGUGAUGACUAUUCUAUUGAUAGUCCUCUAUAAGAAGCGUUGCUACCGCAUCAUCCAUGGUUGGUUAAUUCUCUCUUCGUUCAUGCUCCUGUUCAUUUUCACGUACUUAUACUUGGAGGAGCUCCUGCGCGCUUACAACGUACCCAUGGACUACCCCACUGCCCUGCUCUUUAUGUGGAACUUUGGUGUGGCUGGAAUGAUGUCCAUACAUUGGCAGGGACCUUUGCGUCUGCAACAGGGAUACCUCAUAUUCGUUGCAGCCCUCAUGGCACUGGUCUUUAUUAAAUAUCUCCCAGAGUGGACUGCCUGGGCUGUCUUGGCCGCAAUUUCUAUUUGGGAUCUCAUAGCUGUCCUUACACCAAGAGGACCGCUGCGCAUAUUAGUGGAAACUGCUCAGGAACGAAAUGAGCAAAUUUUCCCCGCUCUGAUCUACUCAUCCACUGUUAUUUAUACGCUUAUGGGCACACAUUAUACACCGCAACAAUCGGCGGAGCCCGCAGUCACUUCAUCGCCCUCGUCGAGCAACUCGACUACAACUACGAGAGCCACACAAAACUCUCUGGCAUCCCCAGAGGCAGCUGUGGCCAGCAGCAGCUCCCGCUCAGGUAAUACUCGAACACAUCCUCACCAGAAUCAGCGGGAUGAUAGCAACGUAAUGGCAGCUGAAGGUAUGCCACUUGUGACUUUUAAAAGCAAUUUGCGCGGAAACGCUGAGGCAGCAGGCUUCACCCAGGAAUGGUCUGACAACCUCAAUGAUCGCGUGGCACGUCGUCAGAUUGAAGUUCAGAGUACACAGAGCGGCAAUGCCCAACGUUCCAACGAGUAUCGUACUGUCACAGCACCAGAUCAGGCCCCAGCAGAUGCCCAGGAGGAGCGUGGCAUCAAAUUGGGGCUCGGCGACUUCAUCUUCUACUCGGUAUUAGUGGGUAAAGCCUCCAGUUAUGGCGACUGGACCACAACGAUUGCAUGCUUUGUGGCCAUCUUGAUUGGACUUUGUCUCACGCUGCUACUCCUGGCCGUUUGGCGCAAGGCUUUGCCAGCCCUGCCCAUUUCCAUCACCUUUGGCUUGAUAUUCUGCUUUGCCACGAGCGCUGUGGUUAAGCCGUUCAUGGAGAACCUGUCGGCCAAGCAGGUGUUUAUAUAAGAAAGAGACAUACAAGAAUUUAGUGGACAAGGACAAGUCGAUGUCCUUCUUAUCAUAGUCUAAAAAAGCUUUUUAAAAUCAAAUCUUUAUUAACAAAAUGCAUAGUAACACAAAUAACUAUUUCUUGCGCCUCAUUA
Messenger RNA from Drosophila persimilis, 1934 nucleotides. It is a transcript of the gene Psn, whose product is annotated as presenilin homolog. Lineage: Eukaryota; Metazoa; Arthropoda; Insecta; Diptera; Drosophilidae. Gene Ontology annotation, molecular function: aspartic endopeptidase activity, intramembrane cleaving. The record is from RefSeq and is a predicted model, not a curated record. The coding region runs from base 160 to 1797 and encodes 545 amino acids. Gene Ontology annotation, biological process: Notch receptor processing; calcium ion transport; amyloid precursor protein catabolic process. The transcript is spliced from 8 exons. Gene Ontology annotation, cellular component: growth cone; membrane raft; cell surface.